AUGUUGAAGAGAUUUAUUUGGCUUCUUCCCCUUGCUCUAACAGCUCUGGGUUUAGAUGUGCCUUCAAUUUCAGAUGCUGACUUCAUCAAGGCAGCUGUGGAUGCCCACAAUGGCAUACGGUCUAAUGUCACACCUACUGCAGCCAACAUGAAGUACAUGUCAUGGGACUCGUCUUUAGCAAAAACUGCAAAGGCAUGGAGCAGUUUUUGUAAAUUUCAGCACAACAUUUACAUCUCUUCCAACCGCCUAAUCCAUCCUACAUUCUUUCCCAUUGGUGAAAACCUCUAUGCUGGUGGCACUUUUAAUAUGCAUCAAGUAGUCAACUUAUGGGCAUCAGAAGUCAACAACUAUAAUAAUGAGAAUCAGACAUGUAAAACUGGCAAAGUCUGUGGUCAUUAUACUCAGGUUAUUUGGUCUAACAGUUACAAAGUUGGUUGUGCGGUUUCCCGCUGUCCUGGGACAUAUGGUUAUAUUGUCCUUUGCAACUAUGGCCCUGCGGGUAAUUACAGAGGAAGCAAACCUUAUACAAUUGGACUACCGUGUAGUGAAUGUUCUGAUGAUAUUUGCGUGAACAAUCUGUGUACAAAUCAGAAACGUGACAGAGUUGUGGAAGAUGGCAUGGCCGAACUUAUUCCCAGCAGCAUCUUUUAA
Molecule: messenger RNA, 651 nt
Organism: Spea bombifrons (plains spadefoot toad)
Lineage: Eukaryota; Metazoa; Chordata; Amphibia; Anura; Pelobatidae
Product: GLIPR1-like protein 1
Exons: 6
Coding region: 1-651 (216 amino acids)
Cellular component (GO): extracellular region
Source: RefSeq, a predicted model, not a curated record